Messenger RNA from Hyla sarda, 430 nucleotides. RefSeq names its product 60S ribosomal protein L36a. The transcript has 4 exons. Bases 16 to 378 code for a protein of 120 amino acids. Gene Ontology annotation, cellular component: ribosome; cytosolic large ribosomal subunit. Gene Ontology annotation, molecular function: structural constituent of ribosome. Gene Ontology annotation, biological process: translation. The record is from RefSeq and is a predicted model, not a curated record. NCBI's taxonomy places the organism in Eukaryota, Metazoa, Chordata, Amphibia, Anura, Hylidae.
UGUGUGAACAUACCCAUGUAUGAGGGGUGCGGUUAUUCUCAUUCUGCUUAUUGUCCACAGGUGAACGUCCCGAAGACCCGGAGGACUUACUGCAAGAAAUGUGGGAAACAUCAGCCCCACAAAGUGACGCAGUACAAGAAGGGAAAAGACUCCCUCUAUGCCCAAGGAAAGAGGCGAUAUGACCGCAAACAAAGUGGUUAUGGUGGACAGACCAAGCCUAUUUUCCGGAAAAAGGCGAAGACCACCAAGAAGAUUGUGCUAAGAUUGGAGUGUGUGGACUCUAACUGUCGCUCCAAGAGGAUGUUGGCCAUUAAGAGAUGUAAGCACUUUGAGCUUGGUGGAGACAAGAAGAGAAAGGGACAAGUCAUCCAGUUUUAAACUCUACCUGUAGACGGCUUGAAAUAAAAUUUUGUCACAACAAACGUUUAAA